GCCGGAAGCGGAAGCGCACGGGGCCGAUGGCGGCGGCGGGGGGCGCGGCGCUGUGGCGGCGGCUCUCGGCCUGGCUGCCGCGGGGCCGCCUCGGGCUGGCUGCGCUGCUCGGCCGGCUCUCCGACCGCCUGUCCCGCGGCCGCGACCGCCGCGCACGCAGAUCAUCAUGGCUUCUUCUAGCCCCAUUGCUCACCCCUCCUGUUCCUGUGAUCACAGCCCCACCUUGUUCCCUUUGUCCAGAAGGAGCACACAGGUUCCAGUGGAUCAGGAAUCUGGUUCCAGAGUUUGGGAUCUCCAGCUCACAUGUAAAGGUUCUUUCAUCCCCAGCUGAAUUCUAUGAACUCUUGAAGGUGCAGAUAAAAACAGCCAAGCAACGAGUGGUGAUGGCUUCACUGUACCUGGGGACAGGGCUGCUCGAGCAGGAGCUGGUGGAUUGCUUAGAAGAGACGCUGGAGAAAUCACUGCAAGCAGAAGGGUCUCCCAGCCUCAGAGUUUCCAUUCUUCUUGACUACACCAGGGGAUCUCGGGGUCGGAAGAAUUCCCGAACGAUGCUGGUCCCGUUGCUGCAGCGAUUUCCUGAGCAGGUCCGUGUGUCCCUCUUCCAUACCCCAAACCUGCGUGGGCUGCUCCGGCUCCUGAUCCCGGAACGUUUCAAUGAGACCAUUGGGCUGCAGCACAUCAAGGUCUACCUCUUUGAUGAUAACGUGAUCCUCAGCGGUGCAAACCUGAGUGAUUUGUACUUCACCAACCGUCAGGACCGGUACGUUCUCCUGCAGGACUCUCCUGAGAUUGCAGACUUCUUCACGGAGCUGGUAGAUGCGAUUGGAGAUGUGUCUCUGCAGUUGCAGCGGGAUGAUACGGUCCAGAUGAUGGAGGGGAUGGUGCACCCCUACCAAGGAGACAAGAUGGCUUAUUGUGAGAUAGCAAACCAGAGAGUCAUGGAGGUGAUCAACUCUGCCAGGACACGACAAGAACUGCUUCACGCAAAGACUUUCCACAGCAGCCAGCAAGGCAGCUCCUUGUUAUCCCAGCAAGACUCUCAAGCAUCUGGGGAGCUGAAACCACAACCUGACACCUGGAUCUAUCCCUUAAUCCAAAUGAAACCUUUUGGGAUCCAAAUAGAUGAGAUGGUCACAGAGACACUGCUGACAGAGGCUGAACGGGGUGCCCGGAUAUACUUGACCACUGGCUACUUCAACCUGACCCAAGCCUACAUGGACCUCAUUCUGGGCACCAGGGCCGAGUACCGCAUCCUCCUGGCCUCGCCGGAGGUGAACGGGUUUUUUGGUGCCAAAGGGGUGGCAGGUGCCAUCCCUGCUGCCUAUGUUUACAUUGAACACCAGUUCUACAGUGAGGUCUGCUGCCUUCACCAGCAGGAGAGGGUCCAGCUGCAGGAAUACUGCAGGGCUGGGUGGACUUUCCAUGCCAAAGGCCUCUGGCUGUACCUGGCAGGGAGUGAUCUUCCCUGCUUGACCCUCAUUGGCUCUCCUAAUUUUGGAUAUCGAUCAGUUCAUCGUGAUCUGGAAGCUCAGGUUGCAAUAGUGACAGAAAACAAAGCUCUGCAGCAGCAGCUCCACCGGGAGCAGGAGCAGCUUUACCUCUGCUCGGGUGUAGUCUCAUCAUCAACAUUUGAGCAGCCAAAUCGUUAUGUGAAGCUGUGGGUGAAGCUGGUGACUCCUCUGAUCAAGAAUUUCUUUUAAAAGGAGAAGAGUUGCUGCUUUGGGUUGAAGGUCCAGACGUAGGUGGGACCUCGCAUCCGUGUCUUAUAGACAGGACAUUCAUAUAUAUUCUUGGUGUCCAGGCGGUCCAUGGGGAUGGCUCUGAUGAGGAUCACUGGCAUCAUGGACGUCAGCUCCUUCAGCCGCGCCUCUGCCAGCGCACCCGAGGGGAUGUCCCAGCGAGCGCCUGCAACGGGGGGGGCGUCAGGACACAGGGGGCUCUCCCCAGAGCUCCCCCCGGGAAGGAGCUGUUGCUCCGGCAGCACAGCCAAGCAGGGGGUGGAGGUGGGGCAGCCAUGGCUCAGUCGUCAUUAGGGCUAACAUGUUCUCAUCUCACUGUGACUCCUGGGUGCAUUUUGCCUUACUGUGUGCGGGGUGUCUGAAGAAACUGUCCCCAUGUCCCUUCAGCCAGGUUUCCCUGGCAGUCGCACAACUGAAGGGAGAGCUUGGCCAGGGUGGGGACAGAUCACUGCCCUGUGUGGUCUGUGCUCUUGUGUCCCCUUUGGUGCUGCCAUCUUAUCCCCUCAUUUUUAGCAGUAAUUAUUUUAGGUUCUGAGUUUCCUGAUUUGUCUUACUCUCACAUCAAAUAAGAGUGUAAUAUAUUUUUUCACUGGAACCACGUAUCUUCAGCCAGCCCAGUCCUCAGGCCCAUCCCAGGCAGGCAGCAGUUCCCGACACCGGGAGCUCCCUGCCCGGGGUGCUGCCCCCCGACGGCGCCUGCCCGCAGCGCGGGGGAAGCUCCGCGGCUGGAGCUGCGGCCGAAGCUGCAGGGUCUGGAUGGGCCAGCACCAGCACCCCCUCGGUGUGCGGGAAUUGCCAAGGCUGAACUGGGCUUUCUGGUGUCUGAAACAGCUCUUAGAAGAUGCAGUCUCUUACCUUCCAUGAAUAAUCCAUGCACGAAGGAGCCCUCUCUGGGUGGAGCUGUUACCUCCUCCCGGUUUUUCCUGGUCACUUCCACUGAAAGACACAUCUUGUCCAGCGGCCAUUGGUUUUUUCUGGCCAUGGAUUGCAUGAUAGCUGUGAGGAAGGACUGGGGGUUGAAGAACCCUGCCAGCCACACGGACGCAGGCAGUACAAAGUCUGUUGCCCAGACUUCCAGUUCCUGGAAAGUAAAAACAGCAAAGUACUUCAGAGGGAAGCAGUGGAAUCUGCUUUGGGAUGUGGUGUGAAAAAGAGCUGAUGCUCCACUGUGCUUAACACGGGCACCAGGACAUCUUUCAGAGGGGGGACAUCAGGGGGGACUAGGAUGGAGGGAGUCUGAGAUGAUUCCACUGCAGCAAUGGAACUUAAACUAUUAAUUUAGAUUGCAGUAAUGACCACUGUUUUUUGUGUGUUGUUUUUUUUUUAGCAAAGCCAUCUUAUAAAUAGGUGGUUUUUUUUUUUUUUUUUUUUUUUUCUUCUGAGACAUAUGAAGGUAGGAUGGGGUUAGCUAAUAUUCUUUUGAACGAGUGAUCUAAUGGUGAACCCUUUUCAAACUUCUGCUCUCACUCUCGGGGUAACAGACCACUUCAGGUUCUUCAAACUGCUUAAAUUAAUAUUGAACAAUAAACUAGUUAACCACUGUA
Messenger RNA from Apus apus (common swift), 3283 nucleotides. It is a transcript of the gene PGS1, whose product is annotated as phosphatidylglycerophosphate synthase 1. The record is from RefSeq and is a predicted model, not a curated record. Gene Ontology annotation, cellular component: mitochondrion. Gene Ontology annotation, molecular function: CDP-diacylglycerol-glycerol-3-phosphate 3-phosphatidyltransferase activity. Gene Ontology annotation, biological process: cardiolipin biosynthetic process. The transcript is spliced from 10 exons. Lineage: Eukaryota; Metazoa; Chordata; Aves; Apodiformes; Apodidae. The coding region runs from base 27 to 1700 and encodes 557 amino acids.